GAAGAGACGAGUGGAUUCCCUUACACAACUUUCAUCGAACACCUAUCCAUCUCUUGAAACGUGUCAACCCACCAACUACCCACGCGCCCAUCCAAACCUCUGGAACCAACACCACCACCUUCUUCUUCAUUUUCUCCUUCUUUCCUCAAAACAGCAGAGCCAUGAAUCGCGUGGCAUUUCCCAAAUCCGUUGCGCGGCGAUGUUGCAGAGCCAUCCACCACACCACAUGGAAGCAGUGUUGCGAAACCCAGCUCCAAAGUGCUGGUCCCGUGGCUUCUCUCCUCAAGUCUCGUUCCGUUAUACGCUUCCGUGGCCCCGACACCCUCAAGUUUCUUCAGGGCCUCUUGACCAACGAUGUACGGAAGUUCGGUGAACCCAUUGGUGAAAAAAUUGAAAAUUUGCCCACACCCAACGUCCCUGCUGCGUCGCCCCCUCCUAUUUAUGCUGCGUUAUUGACCCCGCAAGGUAGAUUCCUCUUUGACCUCUUCCUCUAUAAGCCUCCCACUUGCGACGCCAAGCUCGAUGAUUCCGGCACUGCCCCUGAGUCCCACCCCCAUCAACCCUUUGACUUAUUUGCCGAUGUGGAUACUUCUGUGUUGGAUGAUUUGUUGCAAACCUUCAACAAAUACCGGUUGAGGUCAAAGGUUGAGAUUGAUAAUGUCUCAGACGAUUUCUCAUGCUGGCAGCGUUAUGGUGCUGGCCUUCCUGAGAAAUCCUCACGUGUCGAAGAACCAGAAGCAGCCUCGGUUGGCUGGGGUGCUGGCGUGGAUCCUACUGCAAUGUCGUCUUCACAUGGGAGUGAUCGUGGGUGGCAGUGGUUUAAGGAUCCCAGAUUGCUCUGUCUUGGUUUCAGAGGGAUCUUCCCAUCAAAUAUAACUCCACCUUUAAUUGAGGCUGAUAAAGAGACUGAUGAACAGAAUUUUCUUCUCUGGAGAAUAGAGAAGGGAGUAGCAGAAGGAUCAACCGAGAUUCCUAAAGGUGAGGCAGUACCGCUUGAGUAUAAUCUUGCAGGCCUUAAUGCAAUUAGCUUUGAUAAAGGUUGCUAUGUGGGCCAGGAACUCAUAGCUCGGACACACCACAGGGGGGUGAUUCGGAAGCGUAUAGUUCCUCUAAGGUUUGUUGAAAAUGAUGGGAAAGAAUUAUUAAACAAAGUGAUUCCAGGCUCAGAAGUAACGAACAGUGCAUCAGGCAAAAAAGCUGGUAUAGUGACUACGGCCCUAGGAUGUCGUGGGUUGGGGCUCUUGCGACUGGAGGAAGCUUUUAAGGGGUCCGGUGCCUUGUCCAUUCAAGGACAAGCAGAUGUUAAGGUUGUUGCUAUUAGACCAGAUUGGUGGCCUUCUGAAUGGCUUCAAGAUCAUCCCCAGCACACUGCUUUUGCCUAGGAUGCUCAAAGUAGUUCAAAGGGCGACUAUUUAUGAACAAUUUUGUGGCUGAAUGAAUAAUGUCAAUGGGGGCGUUAAUGUAAUCCAACUGCUUCCCAGUGGGUGAAUCCGUGAAUAGUUUUUAAUAAGAGGAACUAUGAAGACUGUAGUUGUGGACUUUCUUA
Messenger RNA from Abrus precatorius (Indian licorice), 1546 nucleotides. Its product is annotated as putative transferase At4g12130, mitochondrial. The transcript is spliced from 5 exons. The record is from RefSeq and is a predicted model, not a curated record. Gene Ontology annotation, molecular function: protein binding. Lineage: Eukaryota; Viridiplantae; Streptophyta; Magnoliopsida; Fabales; Fabaceae. The coding region runs from base 162 to 1382 and encodes 406 amino acids. Gene Ontology annotation, cellular component: mitochondrial matrix.